Salvelinus fontinalis (brook trout) is the source of this 2577-nucleotide messenger RNA. RefSeq names its product mesogenin 1 (gene msgn1). Gene Ontology annotation, biological process: regulation of transcription by RNA polymerase II; mesoderm formation. The coding region runs from base 1785 to 2264 and encodes 159 amino acids. Gene Ontology annotation, molecular function: RNA polymerase II cis-regulatory region sequence-specific DNA binding; protein dimerization activity; DNA-binding transcription factor activity, RNA polymerase II-specific. The transcript has a single exon. NCBI's taxonomy places the organism in Eukaryota, Metazoa, Chordata, Actinopteri, Salmoniformes, Salmonidae. Gene Ontology annotation, cellular component: nucleus. The record is from RefSeq and is a predicted model, not a curated record.
UUGGACAACAAGGCUCUCCAAAUGGAAGAGACAAUCAUUGACCAUAUAAAGGUACAAUAACUUUUAUACCUUCGUUUGCGCAAAAGUCGAGCUUUUGUAAGCGAAUGAAAGUAGCAUCACCGUCCUAAUAACCACAUAAACUUCCCGACGUGUUGCUUCCUAUAGCAGGCAGAGGGGCGCAAAGGUUCUCGCCCCUCAGUGACCCACCAGCAGUAGAGCGCGGUUUUAUGACCUGGCCCGUUUUGCUCCCCCUUGAUCAUUAGUGAGCCGUUUACACACCUAUUCAGACAUGAAAGAGCUGCCAGGUUAGUGUGUUUUACACAGCCCCGAGGACAGCUGCAUCCUCCAUGCUCGUGCGUAUUGGCAUGCAUCGAUUUCAGACAGCAGGACUUUAUUGGCUAGGCUAAUUUGUUGAUAAUACUUCCUCCUAAUGUACAAAUAUAAGUAGUUUCUAAACAUUAACUUAGUUAUUCUCUGCAGAUUUAGCUUCACGUUGCGUAAAACUGAUAUUUCUAUCUGUCAUUGUCUACCUCACACAGACACAACAUUAGCACCGUUAUAUACUUUACAUUUUUGUUAACGCAACAAUUUCCACGAUUUUACUGAGUUACAGUUCAUAUAAGGAAAUCAGUCAAUUUAAAUAAAUUCAUUAGGCCCUAAUCUAUGGAUUUCAAAUGACUGGGCAGGAGCGCAGCCAUGGGUGGACCUGGGAGGGCAUAGGCCCACCCACUUGGGAGCCGGGCCCAGCCAAUCAGAAUAAGUUCCCCAGAAAGGGGCUCUAUUAUAUAGACAGAAAUACUCCAGAAGUUUCAUCAGCUGUUUGGGUGGCUACAAACGACUCUCAAACGACCCUGCAGGUGAAGGAGGUCCUGGGCUGGCAUGGUUACAUGUGGUCUGUGGUUGUGAGGGCAGUUGGACGUACUGCCAAAUUCUCUAAAACAAUGCUGAAGGUGGCUUUUGGUAGAGAAAUUAACAUUAUAUGGCAACAGUUCGAGUGGACAUUCCUGCAGUCAGCAUGCCAAUUGCACGCUUCCUCAAAACUUGAGACAUCUGUGGCAUUGUGUUGUGUGACAAAACUGCACAUUUUAGAGUGGCCUUUUGUUGUCCUCAGCACAAGGUGCACCUGUGGAAUGAUCAUGCUGUUUAAUCAGUUUUUUGAUAUGCCACACAUAUCAAGUGGAUGGAUUAUCUUGGCAAAGGAGAAAUGUUCACUAAAAGGGAUUUAAACAAAUGUGUGCACAGAAUUUUAGGGAAAUAAGCCUUUUGUGCAGUUGGGAAAAUUCUGGGAUCUUUUAUUUCAGCUCAUGAAACAUGGGUCCAACACUUUACAUGUUGCCUUUAUAUUUUUGUUCAGUAUAUAAAAAAGUAUUUGUCUGUUUAUCUUCUAGAUGUUGGAGUACACCUAGACACACGUUGCCCAUCCUGUUAAUGAGGUGUGAAAAGCCCAGAUGUAACAAUCUCCUUUCAUUCCUUCAUUAGAGAGAUCACAUCAAACUGAUAAUUGUUGUCGUGCCCAUCUAAAGAGCCAUUUCCCACAAAAGAAAAUCUAAUUAUUUUUCAUUCUGUUACACGUUAUCCGUCUAUUUCACCUUAUUGGCACCUCGGUGACAACGAACGACGUCCUUCGGGAAAGUCACAUUUUAGCACUUGAGUUUUCUUUGAACUUUCGCUUCAGCUGUGAACUCAUAAACCACAGAGAGCUGAUAUAAAACGGUUUCUCAAACCGCUUUUCAGAAUUUGCUCUCCACGGAGCUGCCCGAAUAGCCUAUCAUUGAGGUCACCGUAUGGAGAGCGUGUCUGAGGAUAUUGCUAACAUGGAUUGUGACAUUGAAGUUGUUACCUCAAAAAUGCUCUCUGAAUGGGAUUGGAAAACGCAGGAAAGGGCUUUUGGGAACGGGCAUGAUUCUCUUGAAUCCACAUCACCAGAAUCAUCAUUCGAUUCAAUGUGCUCUUCGCCAGAGAUGUCCUCCAGCUCAACUGGGCAUCAGAGCUUCGGAAAUGUAUCCUAUGGCUUAACAGGACACAGCCCAACCCCGUGCGCAACGUUGAAACAAACCAAACCGAAGAUGUCGACCAAGAGACGCAUGAAGGCGAGCGAGAGGGAGAAGAUGCGAAUGAGGAGCCUAGCAGAAGCUUUGCACCAGCUCCGCGACUACCUGCCUCCAGAUUACAGUAAAAGGGGACAACCUCUGACCAAAAUUCAAACUCUCAAAUACACCAUUGAGUAUAUAAAUGAACUUUCGGACAUUCUCAACCACGCGUAAUGAUGUGCUAAAAGAUGGCCACGUUUUAAAUGAUGCGUAACGGGGCCAAACUAUUUGGUAUUAGGUGUAGACCAUUGUCAAACCUUUUGUGUUUGUAAAACUAUUUUUGGUUUGUUAAUUUUGAUAUUGGUGCAUUGUGGAUGAUAACUUAAUUUCUCAUAUUGUAUUUAGAAUUAUUCUGCCCCUCAUCUGAUGUAAAUAAUUGUUAUUCUGUGGGGACUUGACUUGACCAUGUAAUUUUCUUGUAUGUGAAUAGGCUAUUCUUGUUUUACAUUAUUGACAUGAAUUAAACAAACAUUAUAAAUAAAAUGUA